This is a messenger RNA of Equus quagga, 6499 nucleotides long. It is a transcript of the gene ITGA8, whose product is annotated as integrin subunit alpha 8. Gene Ontology annotation, molecular function: integrin binding. The record is from RefSeq and is a predicted model, not a curated record. The transcript is spliced from 30 exons. Gene Ontology annotation, cellular component: integrin complex; external side of plasma membrane. Bases 216 to 3404 code for a protein of 1062 amino acids. Gene Ontology annotation, biological process: cell adhesion mediated by integrin; cell-matrix adhesion; integrin-mediated signaling pathway. NCBI's taxonomy places the organism in Eukaryota, Metazoa, Chordata, Mammalia, Perissodactyla, Equidae.
CCCCUCGGCCAGCCCCUGAGCCGGCGCGGGGAGCGCGCGGGGAGCAGAUUGCAGGGGCCGCGCGGCGGAGCGCCCGGGGCUGUCACCGCGGACGGGCCGCGCGCACCGACCCGGGACCGGGGCAUCUGGGGACUGCCGGCCGCCACCCCCGCGAUUUCCCCCGCCGGGGUCCUCGGAACCCGCUCCCCGGUGAGCACCCGCCGGGGCGGAGGGCAAUGUCUGCCGGGGCCCGCCGCGGUCCCCGGGGCAGCCGGGCGCAGCCGCUCGCGCCCCUCUGGUGCUUCUCCGCCGCGCUGGGGAUGCUGUGGUCCCCCGCCUCGCAGGCAUUCAACUUGGACGUGGACAAGUUCACGGUGUACAGCGGCCCCGAGGGCAGCUACUUCGGCUACGCGGUGGACUUCCACAUACCUACUGCUCGCACAGCGAGCGUCUUGGUGGGGGCGCCCAAGGCCAACACCAGCCAGCCAGACAUCGUGGAAGGAGGAGCAGUCUAUUACUGUCCUUGGCCGGCCGAGGGGUCUGUGCAGUGCAAACAGAUACCGUUUGACAACACCAACAACAGAAAGAUCAAAGUUAAUGGAACCAAGGAACCUAUAGAGUUUAAAUCGAAUCAAUGGUUUGGAGCCACCGUGAAAGCACACAAAGGGAAGGUUGUGGCCUGUGCUCCUUUGUAUCACUGGAGAACUCUUAAACCAACACCAGAAAAGGACCCCGUUGGCACUUGCUAUGUAGCCAUUCAGAAUUUCAGUGCAUAUGCUGAGUACUCUCCUUGUCGGAACAGCAAUGCUGAUCCUGAAGGCCAGGGUUACUGCCAAGCAGGAUUUAGUCUGGAUUUUUAUAAGAAUGGAGAUCUUAUAGUAGGAGGACCUGGCAGUUUUUAUUGGCAAGGUCAGGUGAUCACUGCCAGUAUUGCUGAUAUCAUUGCCAAUUACUCAUUCAAGGAUAUUCUAAGGAAAUUGGCUCGAGAAAAACAGACAGAAGUGGCUCCAGCCUCCUACGAUGAUACUUACCUUGGAUAUUCAGUUGCUGCUGGCGAGUUCACUGCAGACUCUCAGCAAGAAUUGGUUGCUGGAGUUCCAAGAGGAGCGCAGAAUUUUGGAUAUGUUUCAAUCAUCAACUCCACAGAUAUGACCUUCAUUCAGAAUUUCACUGGUGAACAGAUGGCAUCUUAUUUUGGGUAUACGGUUGCAGUAUCAGAUGUUAACAAUGAUGGAAUGGAUGACGUGUUGAUUGGGGCACCUCUCUUUAUGGAACGCGAAUUUGAGAGCAACCCUAAAGAAGUAGGACAAGUUUAUCUGUAUUUGCAAGUGAGCGCUCUUGUCUUCAGAGACCCACAGGUCCUCACGGGCACUGAGGUUUUCGGGAGAUUCGGUAGUGCUGUGGCACAUUUAGGAGAUCUGAACCAAGAUGGAUACAAUGACAUUGCCAUCGGUGCACCCUUUGCAGGCAAGGAUCAAAGAGGCAAAGUGCUCAUUUACAACGGGAACAAGGAUGGCUUAAACACCAAGGCUUCCCAAAUCCUGCAAGGAGUGUGGGCCUCACAGGCCGUCCCUUCCGGAUUCGGCUUUACUUUAAGAGGAGAUUCAGACAUCGACAAGAAUGAUUACCCAGAUUUAAUUGUGGGUGCGUUCGGAACAGGAAAAGUAGCUGUUUACAGAGCAAGACCAGUUGUGACUGUGGAUGCCCAGCUUCUGCUGCACCCAAUGAUUAUCAAUCUUGAAAAUAAAACUUGCCAGAUUCCAGAGGCUACGACAUCUGUGGCCUGCUUUUCUUUAAGAGUAUGUGCAUCUGCGGCAGGCCAGAGCAUUUCAAACACAAUAGGCCUGACUGUUGAGGUGCAAUUAGAUUCCCUGAAACAAAAAGGAGCCGUUAAACGCACGCUCUUCCUUGCUAAUCAUCAGCCACAUCUCGUCUUCCCUCUCGUGAUAAAGCGGCAGAACUCCUUCCAAUGCCGGGAUUUUGUUGUCUACCUUCGAGAUGAAACUGAAUUCCGAGACAAAUUAUCUCCAAUCAACAUUAGUUUGAAUUACAGUUUGGAUGACUCUACCUUUAAAGAUGGCCUGGAGGUGAAACCAAUAUUGGACCACUACAGGGAAAAUGUCGUCACGGAACAGGCUCACAUCCUGGUGGACUGUGGAGAAGACAACAUGUGCAUUCCUGACCUGAAGCUGUCAGCUAGACCAGAUAAGCAUCAGGUAAUCAUUGGAGAUGAAAAUCACCUUAUGCUCGCAAUCAACGCAAGAAAUGAAGGAGAAGGAGCCUAUGAGGCUGAACUCUUUGUGAUAAUACCAGAAGAGGCAGAUUAUGUUGGGAUCGAACGCAGCCACAAGGGACUGCGACCACUGAGCUGCGAGUAUAAGAUGGAAAAUGUAACCCGAAUGGUGGUGUGUGACCUUGGGAACCCUAUGGUGGCUGGAACAAAUUACUCUCUGGGCCUCCGAUUCACGGUUCCACGGCUUGAGAAAACCAACGUUAGCAUUAACUUUGAUCUCCAAAUCAAAAGUUCCAACAAGGACAACCCAGAUAGCAAUUUUGUGAGCCUGCAAAUCAACAUCACUGCCGUAGCUCAAGUAGAAAUAAGAGGAGUAUCCCACCCCCCACAGAUUGUUCUGCCCAUUCAUAACUGGGAACCAGAAGAGGAACCUCGCAAAGAGGAGGGAGUUGGACCGUUGGUGGAACAUAUUUAUGAGUUGCAUAAUAUUGGACCAAGCAGCAUCAGUGACACCCUGCUAGAGGUGGGCUGGCCAUUCUCUGCCCGGGAUGAAUUUCUCCUCUACAUUUUUCACAUUCAAACUCUGGGACCUCUGCGAUGUCAAACAAAUCCUGAUAUCAACCCACAGGAUAUAAAGCCCGCUGCCCCUGCGGAGGACACCCCCGAGCUGAGCGCCUUUUUGCGAAACUCCACCAUCCCUCACCUUGUCAGAAAGAGGGACGUGCCUGGGCCCGAGCUCCACAGACAGAGCCCUGCAAAAAUACUGAAUUGUACAAAUAUCGAGUGCUUGCAAAUCUCCUGCGCAGUGGGACGACUAGACGGGGGGGAAAGUGCCGUUGUGAAGGUCAGAUCACGCUUAUGGGCCAAGACAUUUCUCCAGAGGAAAAAUGAUCCCUAUUCUCUUGCAUCCCUGGUGUCCUUUGAAGUUAAGAAGAUGCCUUAUAGAGAUCAGCCAGCAAAACUCCCAGAAGGAAGCAUGGCAAUUAAGACAUCAGUUAUUUGGGCAACCCCAAAUGUUUCCUUCUCCAUCCCGUUAUGGGUAAUAAUACUAGCAAUACUUCUUGGAUUGUUGGUUCUGGCCAUUUUGACCUUAGCUUUAUGGAAGUGUGGAUUCUUUGACAGAGCAAGACCGCCCCAAGAUGAUAUGAAUGACAGAGAACAACUGACAAAUGAGAAAACCCCUGAUGCAUGAAAGGGAAAACCAGUGACCCAAAAACUCAAACACUGGUACUAUACAAAGACAAGGAGGAGCUUAAGGGUUAAAUAAGGGUUUUCCUAUACUUACCAGCAUCCCAGGAAAUGGAAGGGCCCCCAAAAAUAUCACCUCAUCUCCGCCACACUUUGGAGAAGUUGCCAUGGAGACCAGUGACCCUGGGAACUUGGGAAAGGAAACAUCCUCCACACUGUAGAAACAAUCGACGAUCAUGGAAGAUUUCUUUUGCUCAAGUCAUUCUGAAUUUGGCAUACACUUUGAAAUGAGUAUGAGAACUGAGGUUUCUUUCCAGGUCAAUCCAACUUAGAUCGCAAAGACGAAAUGUCUGAAUUACAAUAGAAUUUAGAAGGUGAACUAGGACCGAACCUUCCAACACUACUGUAUCCAGUGGAAUAUUUGACACCUCCCUAUGGAAAAGAAACAUUUCUAUUGACGUUCUGGCUCAGGGAGACAAGCAUAUGUUGUUGGUACUGUGAAAGUACUUUUGAAACGACAAAGAUAAUCUUGUAAGUGAGGAUAACAGUUUAUUUAUUUAUUUUCCAUUUCUCUAGGCUGACAUUCUGGUCAUCUAGAGGAUUUGGAAAUUAAGAUUUGGUUAGCUGGUUUUCAAAAUCACUCACUAACUUUCCUUCUAAGAUAACCAUUUUGUGCAGAAUAGAUCAUUUAACAGUUUCUUCAGGAUUUCAACAGUGUUAAGGCAAGGCAAAUUGGUAUUAGGAGACAGUUUCACUUAAUACCUUGCUGCCUUCUACCUGAAAUUACUUUUAUUCACACUUUCCAGGGUCUCACAUCUGCUUAAUUUAGCUUUGCAAAAAGUCACAUUUAUAUUUCCUUUUAUUUAAAAAAAAUCUUUCCAUUGGCUUAAUUAGCAAUACACAAACUUUAAUGUACUCUUGACCCUGUGGGGUGUUUAAAAGUGAUGAUAAAAUUUCUCAAGUUCAUUAAUAAAGAGGCAAUUUAACAAUAGGGGUAAACAUCAUUUUUAAUAUCUAUAAGAAGCAGCACCAAUAUUUAGCUUGGCUUUAAAUACCUAUUUACUAUACCUCAAACUUAUAUACACCGAGAAGACAUGUUAAACAUAAAUAGGGAGGAAAUACAAAAUUAUGCAGAUGUGAGAUGAACCUAGAAAACCGACUCCUAAGGAUUUUAUUUAGAAUUGCCUUUUCCAUCUUUACUAUUCAUUUUUACUGCUAACCUUUAUAGUACAUAACUUUGGAAAGUAAUCUUGAUUUAAGCUAUUUUCCCUUCAUCUUGAAUUUAACCAUCACAAAACUUGAUGUAUAAAACUCUUGUAAAUAAUGCAUAACCAUGUGUAAUACAAUUAUUUUUGAAGUAAAACUGACCAGCCAAGUUCAUAUAGUCUGCAAAGUUUUGUAAUCUUUUUAUGACAAUGAAAAAUUACUAUGAAGAAAUGCUGAGCAGAUUUUAUAUUUAUGUGCAAUAUUUUAUAGACCUAUGUAUCUCAAGCAUAUGUACACUGGCAUUAGUUAUUUUUAAUUAAUAUCCUGAAUAUUAAGUAUGAUAGAACAAGCAGACCAAAAUCCUUAAGUUUACAAAGCAGUUGGAAAAUUUGUAUCCCAAUUUCAACAAUCACACUUUAUUUGAAAGAUGAGCCAAACUCACAGACACUAAAUUUUCUGUCAUGCCUUAACCUGGAGACCAGCCAUUUGGCCACAUCUGCAGAGCUUCACUGGAAACCAAAUGAAAGGCAUAUGGAAGGAUACACGGGUGCAGUUCUAGUCUUCCUGCUUGUGAAUUAAAUCCUGUCACGGUAGCAGUUUCGAGUCUGUCAGAAACUGAAGUCUGGCUCCCAGGGUGUGUGGCUGACUGUGGGUGAGAGUUGCACGUGCCUCAAAGAGUUUGAGAGUCCCACACCAGCCUCUGGGGGUCUUAGGUGUCAGUCAUCUAGGAAGAACUGGUAUUACAAGGAGGUGGCAUCCAUAUGAUGUGCUUGGAGGAAUGCCAGACAGGUCUCUCGGCUCCCCAAAUGAUGCCCUAACUCUUGUCAUCGUGCCUGAUUUUUGGCCAAUCGAGAUUACCUCCUCAGGACUUUUGGUCAUAAAAGGUCCCUGAGAAAAUGCACCUGAUGCCUUUUAAGCUAACAUUUGUGAAGGAACUUGAAACUUUUAGUGCUAGAUAAAUGUAGGCCCCUGUGAGCCAGGUUGUACAGACACCUGGAGGAAACUAGAGAUGCCAGGAGCAAGACUGGGACCCAGAACAGAGCAAGGGAUGAGGGCUUCAGUGGCAAACUACACCUUCCUCACAGCCUCAGCCAAAAGUGGUCCCCCUCUAGAGGGAUGGGCACUGCUACCUGCAGGCUUUCACAGAUGGUGGUCACACACGCAACGGCCCUCUCGGCCACUUCAGAUGUGGAAGCAAAUGGAGGAAGAGGAACAACUGAGGUCAGGCGAACCUCCAGUCAUCAGUUCUUGAGUAUCCGUCCACAUGGAGAAUAUUCUAACAAUGCACUGAGUGGAUCUGCUUUUCAUAGCAUUGCCAAUCACUUUCAUAAUUCAUAAUAUGCCAAGCUCCUCUUAGAGUCUGUGUAUAUUUUAGAUAUCCCUCUUGAAAUUCUCACAGCUGGUUUUUAAGAUGUGGAAAAAUAGGCAAAUCAAGUUUUAUAAACUUGGAGAUUUUUAUAAGUAAACGACAUGGACUAGUCGCCACCGAAAUCCCACUCUGAACUCAACUCUUUUCUUGUUUUAUUUAAAUACUUGUAGAUAUCUGUGAAGAUUUUCAUGUAUCUAUUUACCUUGUCACUAAUAAAAUUAAAGACACGAUAACGUGUUUGUGGUUUGUUUCACAAGCAUUGUAAAGCUUUCCCACAAUGGCAGACAUCAAAAGCUUCUGUCUUUACACCUUGAUUCUUUAUUAUAAAAACGUUUAACAUUGGAAGAAAUUUGAAAGAGCAAAAAUAUGACACUCCUUCGGGAGGAUGAAAAUGUUCUCGACAGAUUGUGGUUCAUGUUUGUACAACUCCAUGAAUAUACUAAAAAACAUUGAAUUGUACACUUUAAAUGGGUGAGUUUUAUGGUAUGUGAAUUAAAUCUCAAUAAACAUGUUUAAAAAUUUAA